UCAUCUGCACAGUUGUUACGUCACGAUGUCAAGUCUGACACGACGCUUGAGCAUGCGCUUAGGGCCUUUUCCGUUCAGAGUAAAGAUGGCGAGAGUUACAGGAGUUCCAAUUCAUUUUUUUUAAACCUGAGCAAGAUAAAGAAAUGACAAUAAAAAUUGCCUGCAAAGUGAGGUCAAUGUCGGGCACUCGCAGACUAUCAAAUAAAGAAAAAGGUGGAGUACACGAAAUUAGACUGAAAAAGCAUGAAUCUACUUAUGCAUAUAUCAAGAGUGAAGUUGAAAAACAUUUUAAAGGGAAUGUUGAACCUGGACUGGGUGAUACUGGAAAAGAAAUCUGGAAUAUUGAUGAUGGAGGGGAUGAUGAUAAUGAUGACUCUGAUAGUGAGGGUACUAAAAUACUGGAAGAAAACAUGAAAAAGGGGAUGCAGCCCCAUGGCCUGAGUUAUCUACAAGGAGGGGAAGAAUUUCCAGAUGCAGUUAUUGAAGUUGUCAAGAAAUGUUUAAUGUAUGAUAUGACAAAAAGACCAAGUGCUAUUGACAUUGUUGUUAAACUGCAACACUUGCAGAAAAAAUGUAGCAGAUGCUGCAAGUCUUCUUAAUACCUAGUGUGUAAUCACAUUCAAAAGACAUUUUAGCUUGACUAUAAGAAUAUCGAUCACUUAACUAACUAGUUAAUUAAAAUGUUAACAAGUUACGUAACUAGUUAAUCUCUUAAUUAACUAGUAAAUUAAGAGGUUAACUAGUUACAUAACUAAUUAACCUCUUAAUUAACUAGCUAGUUAGGAGGUCAACUAGUUACGUAACUAGUUAACCUCAUAAUAUUAAGUUGCAAAAUAAUAAAAGGAUGGCAGUUGUAGGAACUAACAUGCAUUU
Messenger RNA from Ruditapes philippinarum (Manila clam), 873 nucleotides. RefSeq lists its product as uncharacterized. Bases 144 to 599 code for a protein of 151 amino acids. The record is from RefSeq and is a predicted model, not a curated record. The transcript has 2 exons. NCBI's taxonomy places the organism in Eukaryota, Metazoa, Mollusca, Bivalvia, Venerida, Veneridae.